AUGUUCAUUCAUGACUAUGAAACAAUAUUAAUGAUUUAUAGUGAAUACAGAGCUAAGAAAUGGAUUAUUACAUACAUUCCACCGGUCUUACUUUUUAUUGGAACUUUCGGAAAUAUUUUUUCUUUCGUGAUUCUUAGAAAAUCUAUGAUGAGAGUCUCUACAUAUUUUUAUUUAGCGGUGUUGGCUUUGGCAGAUCUAGUAGUCUUAUACCUUGGUCUUUUACGGCUUUGGACAGGGGAGAUAACUGGAGUGGAUAUAAGGAAUAAAAACAACUGGAUUUGUAAAAUUACAAUUUUCCUUACAUAUACAAUCAGCGAUUUUUCCGUCUGGCUUAUUGUUGCUGUAACUGUUGAACGAUAUAUAGCGGUGUGUCAUCCACUGAAAGCUUCAAUUUUAUGUAGCGUCCAGCGAGCAAGAAUGGUGACUGUAUCAGUUUUACUUAUUCUUAUUGCAACCAAUUCUCAUUUCCUUUGGACCGUUCACGUGUCGGAUAGAUCAUAUUUAAAUGAAUCAGCUCGGUGUGAAGCUGUGCCAAAACAUGCGUUUUUAUUGAACCAAGUCUGGCCUUGGGUAGAUACUGUUCUUUAUUCCUUUGCACCUUACAUUUUACUUUUUAAUUUGAAUUUUUGGAUUAUAAAACAGGUGCUCUCUGCUAAAAAGUGUCGCACUCAGUUACAAAACUGCACAUCAGGCAGAAACAAUCAUUUACAGAAACGUUUACCGAGUGAAGGAUGCAUCAAAUUAACAAUUAUGUUAUUAGCAGUAUCGUUUUCAUUUAUUAUUACUACAUUUCCUGUAAAUAUUUAUCUCAUUUUAGAAUCAUUGUGGAAAAAAGAAACUGGACUCCGGCUUCUCGCCCGACAAGCAUUGAUAUCAACGAUUGCCGAACUUUUAAUGUAUGUUAAUCACUGUAUAAACUUUUACCUGUAUUGUGCAACAGGGAAAAAAUUUCGAAAUCAUAUUGAAAAACUUAUUUGUAAGUUUAAAACCUACCGGCGAUCUCAUUCCGGAUAUAGUAUGAGUAAUCACCAUGUGACAAGAGUAAGUUUCAGUACAGGUAGGAGCUCUAUACGUCAUUGUGGCAACGAGAUAAGACUUCUUACCAAAAAACAAAUGACCAGACUUUAG
Messenger RNA from Mytilus californianus (California mussel), 1128 nucleotides. RefSeq names its product probable G-protein coupled receptor 139. Gene Ontology annotation, cellular component: membrane. Lineage: Eukaryota; Metazoa; Mollusca; Bivalvia; Mytilida; Mytilidae. The transcript has a single exon. The record is from RefSeq and is a predicted model, not a curated record. Bases 1 to 1128 code for a protein of 375 amino acids. Gene Ontology annotation, molecular function: G protein-coupled receptor activity. Gene Ontology annotation, biological process: G protein-coupled receptor signaling pathway.